AUGAAUGCUAAAGCAAACGACUCGAAAUACUUAAGAGUAGCGAUAUGGAAUCUUGGGUCGCUAACCGGACGCUGUGCCGAAUUGGCAGAAGUAUUAGGUAGAGGACGAGUACAUAUUGCAUGUAUUCAAAAAACAAAAUGGGUGGGGGCGAAAUCUCGAGAUAUUGGAGGUGGUUAUAAACUAUACUACUAUGGAGAAAAAACUAAAACCAACGGAGUAGCAAUAGCUGUAAACAGGGACCUACAAGAACGCGUAGUUAGUGUAAACAGAUACACAGAUAGAAUUAUGUCAAUUAAAAUAAUGUUGAAUGAUUCCGAAAGGUUGAAUAUUUUUAGUGUGUAUGCACCGCAGGCAGGUAAUGAUGAAAAUACAAAAGCAGAUUUUUGGGAAGAACUCCAUCACCACCUGCAAGGAGUUCUGGCAUCAGAAAUGAAAGUUGUUUGUGGUGACUUAAAUGGACACCUUGGACGAGAAAAUCAACAGUACAGCAAAUGGCAUGGCGGUUAUGGCUACGGGUUGGAGAAUGCACAAGGAAGGGACAUACUGGAACUGGCGUCAGCUUUUAAUCUAGCUAUACUCAAUACCUAUUUCAAAAAGAAAGACGAGCACCUUGUAACAUACAAAAGUGGAAGUAACUGUUCUCAAAUAGAUUACAUACUGCAUGACCGUACGAAUGUGAAAGCCUGUAAAGAUUGUAAAGUUAUACCAGGGGAAUCACAUACUAGUCAGCAUCGAGUACUGAUAGCCGAUUUUAGAUUCAACUUUCAAAUCCGAAGAGUAAACGUGAAAAGAAAUGCAAAAAUUAAAUGGUAUAAGUUAAAAAGAAAUUCACGAUUUACUGAAGAAAUAAGAAACUACCUUGAAAUUGAUAUAAAACAUAUAGAAGAAACAGAGACUAUGUGGUCAAAAUUUGAAAGUUUCUGUUUUAAGAGGGCACAAGAAAACCUUGGUCUUUCUAAAGGACCACUUCAAUCAAAAAAUGAGACAUGGUGGUGGAGCGAUGAGGUUCAAAAAACGAUCAAACAAAAGAAAGAACUGUUUAAAGCUUGGCAGAAAACUAAGAAGGACGAAGACCAUAUGAAGUAUAAGAAAGCGAAGAAAGAAUCAGCCAAGGCGGUUAGCAUCGCAAAGGAAAUAGCGUUCGAAAAAUUUUAUGAUAGUCUAGACACUCCUGAAGGUGAGAAAGGUAUAUAUAAAAUUGCAAAGCAAAGAAACAACAGCACUAAAGACAUGAGAUGUGUAAAAUAUAUAAAGGAUGAAUCAGGCAAUACCCUAACGAACGAAGAAAGUAUCAAAAAGCGUUGGGAGGAAUAUUACUACCUACUUUUAAAUGAUGAGUUUGAGCAUGCUGCAAUUGAACCAGCACCGAGAGUUGAAGGAGCGGCACGCCAAAUUGAUGAGGACGAAGUUAAGGAAGCCGUCUCAAAAAUGAAAAACAAUAAAGCAACUGGACCAGACUAA
Molecule: messenger RNA, 1461 nt
Organism: Condylostylus longicornis
Lineage: Eukaryota; Metazoa; Arthropoda; Insecta; Diptera; Dolichopodidae
Exons: 1
Coding region: 1-1461 (486 amino acids)
Biological process (GO): chromatin remodeling
Cellular component (GO): nucleus
Molecular function (GO): catalytic activity
Source: RefSeq, a predicted model, not a curated record